Messenger RNA from Dissoconium aciculare CBS 342.82, 1284 nucleotides. Its product is annotated as imidazoleglycerol-phosphate dehydratase. The record is from RefSeq and is a predicted model, not a curated record. Lineage: Eukaryota; Fungi; Ascomycota; Dothideomycetes; Mycosphaerellales; Dissoconiaceae. The coding region runs from base 101 to 787 and encodes 228 amino acids. The transcript has a single exon. Gene Ontology annotation, molecular function: imidazoleglycerol-phosphate dehydratase activity. Gene Ontology annotation, biological process: L-histidine biosynthetic process.
UCAUCGAUACAUUGGCAAAGUGAAGAAACAAUCACGCACGACUAAAAAAUAAAGAACAAGGAACAUAACACUAUCAGUAUCAUCUGGUUCCUCAAUCAAGAUGGCAACACAAGCUACCGGCGCCCGCAGCGCCACUCUCGUCCGUGAUACCAACGAAACCAAAAUCCAACUCUCCAUCAACCUCGACGGCGGCGCCCUGGCACCGCUACCUAAUGCCGCCGCUGCGGCCUCCGACUCCAGCGAGCACGCCGCACAGAACUCAGCAUCCCAACAGAUCUCAAUCAACACCGGCAUCGGCUUCCUCGACCACAUGCUUCACGCGCUGGCCAAACACGCAGGCUGGAGUCUCGCGAUCCACGCCACCGGCGACCUCCACAUCGACGACCACCACACAGCGGAAGACACCUGCAUCGCUCUGGGUACCGCCUUCAAGCAAGCCCUCCGGACGACCACGGGGCUCGCACGAUGGGGUUACGCCUACUGCCCGCUGGACGAAGCGCUUUCGCGGGCGGUCGUGGACCUCUCGAAUCGGCCUUACUGCGUGGCCGAGCUGGGCCUCAAGCGGGAGAAGAUUGGAGAUUUAUCCUGCGAGAUGAUCCCACAUUGCUUCGAGAGUUUCGCGCAACAUGCGGGGGUUACGCUGCACGUGGACUGUAUCCGGGGCUUCAACGACCAUCACCGCGCGGAGAGCGCGUUUAAGGCGACGGCGGUUGCGUUGAGGAUGGCGUGCGCGACGGUGAAGGGUAGGGAGGGAGAGGUGCCUAGUACGAAGGGGGUGCUUUUUUGAAUGACGGGUUUUACGAGGACUACUGAUCAUGUAGACAUGAGUAGAUGUUGGUUUCCCAGGGCUGUUUUUAAAAGCAUCUUCUCGCCGCGAUGUCUCAUCGCAUCCACACAGUGUAAGCUCUCGUCGUCGUCACUUGGUCCCGAGUGGUAUUCAUUCGAGGAAUAUGCUGGUGUCACUUGUACGUCGUGCAUAAGAAGCCACACGUCAGCAUAUGCCAGAUGCUGGAACCCCUGGCACGUGCCAAAUGAGAACGAAUUACGAGUGUAUGCCUUCAGCAACGACACGACACGUCAACGUGCAUUUAAGAGGGACUUGUGGCGGAGCAAAUGGUGAUCAGCAACAGCUUAUCAGCGCCUGACACUGAAAGAACAUACCAGGGAGGACUUUCAUCAUGCAGGUUUGCUGGCAGAAACGCCUCAAUUACGUAUGUAGAGGGGGCAUCGCUAUCUCGCCGAUAUGCAACACAGUAUGUCUCCGAUCGGCAAUUCGGGACGACG